Messenger RNA from Prunus persica (peach), 2080 nucleotides. RefSeq lists its product as uncharacterized. Gene Ontology annotation, molecular function: protein binding. The coding region runs from base 404 to 1924 and encodes 506 amino acids. NCBI's taxonomy places the organism in Eukaryota, Viridiplantae, Streptophyta, Magnoliopsida, Rosales, Rosaceae. The transcript is spliced from 5 exons. The record is from RefSeq and is a predicted model, not a curated record.
UCCAGCAAAACCAUUUUCUAUUGAAAGAUGGGAAUUGGGUGUCCAUAAAGUAGUGUGUGUGAGAAAAACAUCCAAUAUCUCGCUUGUAUAAAAAUAAAAUAAAAAUAAUUUGGUUUGGACCAAAAAUAUGGGAAUUGGGUGUCCACAAAUUAGUUUUGGGUUCUAUGCAAUUUUAUUCUUGGAAAAGUACAUUAUUGGGCCCAAUAACGUAGAGGCCCAAAAUAACAGCAAAAGCAAAUUGAUGCUACAUAGAAAAAAAAAAAAAAAAAACAAACAAACCCCAGCCGUGAAUAUUGAACCCGCUUCCAGUCAGAUCUACUCUUGCUUUCAUCUUUAGAGAUUCCAAGUAGCCAAGUAAAGAUACGAAAUACAAGCCAAUAUCAUUUGGUAUCAGGACCUGGACAUGGAUCAAAGAUUGAAAGAGCUUGAGAUUCAAGUCCGCUCUCUUGUUUCUGGUCAACAACAAAUUUUGGACAAGUUUUCUGAGCUCUCUUAUACGCGCAACUCUCAAACUAUCCGUGAUCACGAGGAUGAUGCUAAUGGCGGACGGCACUGCAGCACCAACAAGAAUACGAAAGGGACCAAUUCGAGUGGAUUGCAGCCAUCCUACCAUCCAAGCUUGCACAUGGAAGGGGAGUGUGAGAAGGCCUAUAAAUCUGUGUUCAUAGUGGCACAACAUUUUGGAAGACUAUAUGAAGGUGUGUUAUAUGAAGUAAAAAUUGAACAAGGAUCAGGAGCAAUUAUAAGGGGAGGACCAGGCAGAGCACUCGUGGGUGAAGAAGAUCGACCCCCAUUGCUUAAUCCUGUAAACAAGAUCUUUGGUGAGAGCGAUAUGGUUAAGCCGUACAGUUGUCGUUUGGUGGCUCUGAGGUUCAAUGGAUUGUCCAAGUUAUAUAUGUUGUUAACUGCUCGCGAUGUCCUUAGGCACAGCCUUAGGUCCACCACCACUGCCCCCACGAAACCGGACUUGAAGGGACGUAUUUUCGACAUAGAGACCAAGUCAUUCUAUACAUUUACGCACCCCAAAUCAUUUAACCGAAGGUCAACUUUGAUGUCUGCGUAUAACAAGCUUUAUCAUCUUGGAAUUGCAGAUUCUUGGUCCCUAAAUAAUCCAAGGGUAGCCUUUGAGCGGUAUGAUCCCUGCAAUGACUGUUGGGAGCCCCUGCCAUCUGUUCCCUUUGGACUCUAUAAGGGCAGAGGAGGGAUGGCUGGUUAUGCUGUUUGCGGAAAUAAUAUUUUGCUCUCAUCGAGUGCCGGCAGGAGUUUCAUUGCUUUUAAUGUGAAGGAAAAGAAAUGGUAUCCUGUCUUAGCUAAGGGGUCUUUUUCUUUCCGCGGGAGGGCUGUGGUUGUAGGCAAUACCAUCUAUUGUUUAUUAUCCCUCCAUCAUGGGAAGGUUGCAAAGUUUUCCUUUGAUCCUAGUACGUAUUCUAUAAGCGGAACGCAGCGACUUUUUGGUUUGGAAUACAACAAAAAGCAUACGUACAACGGAUAUUUUGAACAGUGCUCAGAGUAUAUGGUUCAUCUAGGGAACUUGGAUUUUUGUCUUGUCCAGAGUGGCACUGACAGCAAUUGUUGUGGUCGUCAACCCAUUUGGAUCACCACGUUCCAAAUUGUCUCUGAAGGAGGAAAAAGCUCUAUCAACACCUUGCAUUCAACUGUUUAUGAUGUGGACCUAAAUGGCGCGCACAAAUUCUUAAUUGGUUUCAGCUUCACUCCAGAUUGCAAGGAUAAAGAACCCAAAGGAGAAGAAACUAAGGUGAAACUAAUACAUGGGGUUUCACAGGGACCACUGGAAAAGAGAUGCAAACGGAAAGGACACUGCAAGCUCGGGAUCAAGCGUGGGAUCGGAUGCAAUGAUUGGGCCAUCUCGAAGCAUAAAAACGAGUUUCGUGUUACUGAAAAUGUUAGGAAAGAAAUCCCUUAACUUCUGUUAUUAUGUAUUUACUUGUAGUACCACGUUAUGUGGGUCAUACCAUAUUUCUAGCCCAGAUUAGUUAGUUACUUAGAAUAGCUCCUCGUGUACCUUUUAUAUUCCUUGUAUUGUUCUGUAUGAUUCAUUCAAUAGAGAAAAUAUUCUACA